Octopus bimaculoides (California two-spot octopus) is the source of this 2010-nucleotide messenger RNA. Its product is annotated as protein DEK. NCBI's taxonomy places the organism in Eukaryota, Metazoa, Mollusca, Cephalopoda, Octopoda, Octopodidae. Gene Ontology annotation, molecular function: histone binding; DNA binding. The record is from RefSeq and is a predicted model, not a curated record. Gene Ontology annotation, biological process: regulation of double-strand break repair; chromatin organization. Gene Ontology annotation, cellular component: nucleus.
UUAACUACCGUAUAAAUGGAAUAUGUUGAUUGGCCAACGCCUUCCCGCUAACCAUUUUGCCGCCAUUUUGUUGGAAUUCUGAAUAAUGUCAGAGGAAAACACUAGCGAUGUUUCUCAAGAGGAGGUAAAGAUUGCUGAAAAAAUGGAGGCCGAGGAGGAAAAAUCUGUUGACACGGUCAAGGAAGAGUGUGCAAAGAAGGAGGAGGAGAGUGUAAAGUCGGACAGCGGUGAGGUUGUGGCUGAGAACAAGAAUUCCAGUCAAGAAAAUGAAGAUGCUGUGAAUGAGCAGGAUGAAGAACCACAAUUGGGUCUGUUAGAACGGCCUGUUGUCAUUGAAUCAGGUAAGCGGGAGAAGAAGAAAGUAGAAAGGCUAGAGAUGUCAGUAACUUCAGCUAACGACAAGAAAAAAAUCCUCAUUCCAGAAGGCACAGGAGAGAAACUCGGUGACUGUCCCAUCAUUGAAUACCAAUUGAAUCGGGUAAAGGCAGAAAAUCUGAAGAUUAUUCACCGUGCAUUGUUUGACCGGCCAGGAGCGCUGGUUGAAAUUAAACGUAAUAUUCGAAAAUUCAAUGGAUUUGAUUUUGGAAAAGAUGACAAACGAUUUGACAAAAAAAGGGCUCUGUUAGCAAAGAACACUACGGCAUCGCUGAGAAAAAUAUGUGAAAUUCUGGGGCUGGAAAGAGGAGGAGCAAAAGAUGAAAUACUCAAUAAGAUAAUGGACUUCCUUGUGAAACCAAAGGAUACAGGCAAAAGUGUUCCUAAACCGAAAAAGAAACGGAAAUCUGGUGAAACCAAGUCAAAGAGCAAGCCCAAGAAAAACAAGAAGAAAUCAUCUAGUUCUCAAAAGAAGAAAGUGGUGUCGUCCGACUCCUCUGAGUCUGAUUCUGACGAGGAGGAGGAGGAAGAAGAAGAGGAACAAGAAGAUGAAGAGAGUGAACAAUCAGAAGAAAGUGAAGAAGAAGUAAAAGAGGUGAAGAAAAAGAAGAAAUCUAAACCAGAGAAGAAACCGUCAAAAGAAAAGAAGAAAGAGAAAAAGAAGGAAACCCCCAAAAAGAAAGUGGUUGCCAAAAAGCGAAAAGUUUCUGAUGUUUCUUCUGAUAGCUCAGAUGAUGAACCAAUCAUCAAGAAAAAGAAAUCACCUCCUUCGGAUGAGGAGUUACAUGAAGACGUGAAGAAAAUUCUGGAAGGUGCCAACCUAGAAGAAGUGACCAUGAAGACUGUUAUAAAGCAGGUAUAUGCGAAAUAUCCUGACUUCGAUCUCACCCAAAGGAAAGAAUUCAUUAAAUCAACUGUAAAACAGAUCAUUUCCUGAGUUGUAGUAUUGUAUUAUAUAAUGCUGGAUGGAAGAUUUAUCAAUCACAUCUAUGUAUGAUGAGGUUGGGUGGACGGUUGGGCCAGAUGGGGGGUAGGGAGUAGGGUGGGCAGGUGGUGUCUGGGGUGGGGAGUGUGGGAAGGGUAUCAAGCAUUUCAUUGUCCCCUUAUCUCAUCAUGGCUCUAUAAUAUUUCACUCAUUCUCCCCACCUCUUUUUAUUUCUCUCUCUCUCUCUCUCACAUAUUCUACAUUCUCAUUGUAAUUUUCUUUCUCAAUGGUGGUGAUGGUGUUAAACAGUGAUAAAUGUGAUGACAAAGAUGACAAUGAUGAUGACAACGACAACUGGCUUAUUCCAUUAUUCUACUUCGAAAUACUUGACAUUUUGUGGGGUGGAGUGUUUAACAUAUGUAUAUAUAUACACAUAUAUAAACACACACACACAUAUAUCUAUAUAUAUAUGUAUAUAUAUAUAUAUAUAUAUAUAUAUAUAUACACUUACAAGCACAAUAAGGUGGGGGGAAUUAGUACUCAAAUACCAAAGGCAGAGUAAAGUAUUUUAUUAAAGCUAAAAAAAGAAACUUCCCAAACUGUUGCCCAGAGUUGUUUCACAUGACUGUUCAUCUGGUGAUUCUCAUAAUAAAAUUCUAUAAAUUGUGUGUUUAUUUAUGGAAACCAGUUCAACGAAUAAGCAUUUAAAU